UGGCCCGCUGCCCUGGAGGGACGGGGCGCGAGUCCCACGCGCUGAGUCAGGGCCCCCGGGCGCAGAAGGCCACGCAGCGGGGACAGGGGUCGGGGGGCUGGGGGCGUCCCGGGACCCCCGCGCGGGUGUGGGCCGCGGGCGCCAGGUGGUGCGGGAAGCCCCCGACGUGCCAGGCCGGGCACAACAAAAGCGCGGGCUGGGGGGAGGCGCGGGCGGAGGGGGAGGAGGGGGCUGCUGGGAGCGCCCGGAGCCUGCAUUGGCCGCCAGCCACCGGGAGGAGGAGCAGAAAAUCCUCCGAGCGCAAUAAAACGGCGGCACGGCCCGAGCCCGCAGCAAACACAUCCGUAGAAGGCAGCGCGGCCGCCGGGAGCCGCAGCGCCGCUCGCCCGCCGCCCCCCACCCCGCCGCCCCGCCCGGCGAACUGCGCCCCGCGCCCCUCCCCUCGCGCCCCCGAGACAAAGAGGAGAGAAAGUUUGCGCGGCCGAGAGGGGCAGGUGAGGAGGGUGAGCCGCGCGGGAGGGGCCCGCCUCGGCCCCGGCUCAGCCCCCGCCCGCGCCCCCGGCCCGCCGCCGCGAGCAGCGCCCGGACCCCCGGCGGCGGCCCCUGCCCGCCCAGCCCCCCGGCCCGCCAUGGGCGCCGCGGCCCGCACCCUGCGGCUGGCGCUCGGCCUCCUGCUGCUGGCGACGCUGCUUCGCCCGGCCGACGCCUGCAGCUGCUCCCCGGUGCACCCGCAACAGGCGUUUUGCAAUGCAGAUGUAGUGAUCAGGGCCAAAGCGGUCAGCGAGAAGGAGGUGGACUCUGGAAACGACAUUUAUGGCAACCCAAUCAAGAGGAUCCAGUAUGAGAUCAAGCAGAUAAAGAUGUUCAAAGGGCCUGAGAAGGAUAUAGAGUUUAUCUACACGGCCCCCUCCUCGGCAGUGUGUGGGGUCUCGCUGGACGUUGGAGGAAAGAAGGAAUAUCUCAUUGCAGGAAAGGCCGAGGGGGACGGCAAGAUGCACAUCACCCUCUGUGACUUCAUCGUGCCCUGGGACACACUGAGCACCACCCAGAAGAAGAGCCUGAACCAUAGGUACCAGAUGGGCUGCGAGUGUAAGAUCACGCGCUGCCCCAUGAUCCCGUGCUACAUCUCCUCCCCGGACGAGUGCCUCUGGAUGGACUGGGUCACAGAGAAGAACAUCAACGGGCACCAGGCCAAGUUCUUCGCCUGCAUCAAGAGAAGCGACGGCUCCUGUGCGUGGUACCGCGGCGCGGCGCCCCCCAAGCAGGAGUUUCUCGACAUCGAGGACCCAUGAGCAGGCCUACAACACCCCUGUGGCCAACUGCAAAAACAGCCUCCAAGGGUUUCGACUGGUCCAGCUCUGACAUCCCUUCCUGGAAACAGCAUGAAUAAAACACGCAUCCCAUGGGUCCAAAUUAGUACAGUUCUGCUCCCCGCUUCUCCUUUUAGACACGGUUGUGGGUCUGGAGGGAGACGUGGGUCCAGGGUCCUCAUCCCAUCCUCCCUCUACCAGGCACUGUGUGUCUGGGGCUUCGAUCCUUGGGUGCAGGCAGGGCUGGGACAUGCAGCUUGCCUCCCAGUCCCUGCCUUGGCACCGUCACAGAUGCCGAGCAGGCAGCACUUAGGGAUCUCCCAGCCGGGUUAGGGCAGGGCCUGGAAAUGUGCAUUUUGCAGAAACUUUUGAGGGUCGUUGCAAGACUGUGUAGCAGGCCUACCAGGUCCCUUUCAUCUUGAGAGGGGCAUGGCCCUUGUUUUCUGCAGCUUCCACGCCUCUGGCCCUAGUGUAACACUCCCUGCCCCUGGCAAGUGCCCCCAUCACCCCGGUGCCCACCAUGAGCUCCCAGCACCUGUGGCUCCCCCAACAUCCAAGGACAGCCUGGAACCCCUGGAACCAGCGGCUUAUUCUUGAAGGAGCCCCAUCAAUCCUAUUAAUCCUUAGAAUUCCAGUGGGAGCCUCCCUCUGAGCCUUGUAGAAAUGGGAGUGAGGAACCCCAGCUGAGCUGCGUUCCAGCCUCAGCUGAGUCUUUUUGGUCUCCUGCACGCCCCCGUCCACAUGCUUCCCCAGCCUGCAGGGGGAAUCGGUGAGGUCCUGUCCUGGGGCUGCUGUCCAGGGCCGGUGGCUGCCCUCAAGGUCCCUUCCUGAGCUGCUGUGGUUGCCAUUGCUUUUUGCCCGUUCUGGCACCAGGCACCUGGAUUGAGUUGCACGGCUUUGCUUUAUCUGGGCUUGUGUGCAGGGCCUGGCUGUGCUCCCCGUCUGCACAUUCUGAGGACCGAAAAAGCUGGGUCUUGCUGUGCCCUCCCAGGCUUAGUGUUCUCUCCCUCAAAGACUGACAGCCAUCGUUCUGCACGGGGCUUUCUGCAUGUGAUGCCAGCUAAGUGUAGUAAGAAGUCCAGCCUAGGAAGGGAAGGAUUUUGGAGGUAGGUGGCUUUGGUGACACUCUCACUUCUUUCUGAGCCUCCAGGAUACUUGGGCCUGUUUUAAGAGACAUCUCCUUUUUCUAAAGAUGAAUUCUCAGAUGAUAGGUGAACCUGAGUUGCAGAUAUACCAACUUCUGCUUGUAUUUCUCAAAUGACAAAGAUGACCUAGCGAAGAAACUUCCUAGGGAACUAAGGAACCUAUGUGUUCCCUAAACAUGGUUUCCUGAAGCCAGUGAUACCGGGAUUAGAAUAGGAAGAACUUUCUCGGUAAUGCUAAGGAGAAUCUCUUUUGCUCCCACCUGUGUUGUAAAGAUAAACUGACGCUAUAUAGGCACAUUAUGUAAACAUACACAUGCAAUGAAACUGAAGCUUUUCGGCCUGGGAGUGGUCCUGCAAAAUGCUUCCAAAGCCACCUUAGCCUGUUCUAUUCAGUGGCAACCCCAAAGCACCUGUUAAGACUCCUGACCCCCAAGUGGCAUGCAGGCCCCAUGCCCAUUGGGACCUGGUCAGCACAGAUCUUGAUGACUUCCCUUUCUAGGGCAGACUGGGAGGGUAUCCAGGAAUCGGCCCCUGCCCCACGGGCGUUUUCAUGCUGUACAGUGAUCUAAAGUUGGUAAGAUGUCAUAAUGGACCAGUCCAUGUGAUUUCAGUAUAUACAACUCCACCAGACCCCUCCAACUCAUGUAACACCCCACCCCCGUUCGCUUCCUGUAUGGUGAUAUCAUAUGUAACAUUUACUCCUGUUUCUGCUGAUUGUUUUUUUAAUGUUUUGGUUUGUUUUUGACAUCAACUGUAAUCAUUCCUGUGCUGUGUUUUUUAUUACCCUUGGUAGGUGUUAGACUUGCACUUUUUUUAAAAGAGGUUUGUGCAUCGUGGAAGCAUUUGACCCAGAGCGGAACGCGUGGCCUAUGCAGGUGGAUUCCUUCAGGUCUUUCCUUUGGUUCUUUGAGCAUCUUUGCUUUCAUUCGCCUCCCGUCUUUGGUUCUCUGGUUCAAAUUAUUACAAAGUAAAGGAUCUUUGAGUAGGUUCGAUCUGAAAGGUGUGGCCUUUAUAUUCGAUCCACACACGUUGGUCUUUUAACCAUGCUGAGCAGAAAACAAAACAGGUUAAGAAGAGCCUGGUGGCAGCUGAGAGAGAAAGCCGCUCAAAUACCUUCACAGUAAAUAGUGGCAAUAUAUAUAUAGUUUAAGAAGGCUCUCCAUUUGGCAUCGUUUAAUUUAUAUGUUAUGUUCUAAGCACAGCUCUUUUCUCCUCUUUUCAUCCUGCAAGCAACUCAAAAUAUUUAAAAUAAAGUUUACAUUGUAGUUAUUUUCAAAUCUUUGCUUGAUAAGUAUUAAGAGAUAUUGGACUUGCUGCCGUAAUUUAAAGCUCUGUUGAUUUUGUUUUCAUUUGGAGUUUUGGGGGAGGGGAGCACUGUGUUUAUGCUGGAAUAUGAAGUCUGAGACCUUCCGGUGCUGGGAACACACAAGAGUUGCUGGACGUUGACAAGCAGACUGUGCAUGUCUCUGAUGCUUUGUAUCAUUCUUGAGCAAUCGCUCGGUCCGUGGACAAUAAACAGUAUUAUCAAAGAGAA
Messenger RNA from Rhinopithecus roxellana (golden snub-nosed monkey), 3989 nucleotides. RefSeq names its product TIMP metallopeptidase inhibitor 2 (gene TIMP2). Bases 630 to 1292 code for a protein of 220 amino acids. Gene Ontology annotation, biological process: negative regulation of endopeptidase activity; negative regulation of membrane protein ectodomain proteolysis. The record is from RefSeq and is a predicted model, not a curated record. Gene Ontology annotation, cellular component: extracellular matrix. Lineage: Eukaryota; Metazoa; Chordata; Mammalia; Primates; Cercopithecidae. Gene Ontology annotation, molecular function: protease binding; metalloendopeptidase inhibitor activity. The transcript has 5 exons.